CAUCAAGUGCCUCAAGCAUGCUCUCUACUUCUCUGAUGACAAUGCCAGGGAUGUUGCUCUGGUGAGUCUCUCUAAUGUUCUGUAUCGCUCUGGCUUUGACAUGGAUGCCCUGGCAGUAAUACACAUGUCCUUAGAGGCAUCUCCUACUCUGGUAGUGACCCACUUCACCAUGGCUAACAUUCUGGCCGCUCAGGGCUUCUAUGUUGAUGCAUCAGGGUUCUAUGAGUCCACCCUGCACUACCAGCCUCAGUUCCAGCCAGCUGCUGAGAGACUGCGCUCAGGGAGAUGUCUGAUCCUACUAUCCAGGAAGAGGAUUGAAGACGACAAGAGGAAAGAGUUGGAGUCAGCCGAGAACACUUAGACUAUAAUUUAUAGUGACCAUUCUAUAUUAGCUACUGUUUUUUUAUGUUGUGUGUUUGAUUUCUGUAGUUUAAUGUAUGUAUAUACAAUGUUGCCAGUUGAAGAA
Halichondria panicea is the source of this 466-nucleotide messenger RNA. RefSeq names its product tetratricopeptide repeat protein 17-like. The coding region runs from base 101 to 361 and encodes 86 amino acids. Gene Ontology annotation, biological process: actin filament polymerization. The transcript has 4 exons. The record is from RefSeq and is a predicted model, not a curated record. NCBI's taxonomy places the organism in Eukaryota, Metazoa, Porifera, Demospongiae, Suberitida, Halichondriidae. Gene Ontology annotation, molecular function: protein binding. Gene Ontology annotation, cellular component: actin cytoskeleton; cytoplasm.